AUGGCAGUAGCGUCAGACCACCAGCAGCAGCGCGUUGUGUUCUACAGCGGGUCCUUCUUCAAGAUCGACGGCGUGACCCUAACUCUGAGGGGCUUGAUCUCGCACAUCACCAACGAGCGCGGGGCAGACGUGCUCGUCCUCACCGCAGACAACCCGUCAGACGCCGCCAUAUCCGACUUCACGAGGAGCGCCAACAACGGCGGCGGCGGGCUCGUGCGCGUCCUCCGCGUGGGCGGUGGGCCUGUGCCCGCCCCUGGAGCCGACUACUCGCUGGGGCUUCGGGUGCCCGAAUCCACCAAGAGGGCGCUGGAGGUUUUCCGCCCCACCGCCGUGCACGUCACGAACCCUGAUCUGGUAGCUCUGUGGCUCAUCAAUUGGGUCCUCCGGGAGAGGGAGGACUGCGGCGUAAUGGCCACGCUCCACACGGACUUCAUGGAGAUUGUCAACUCCUACUGCAUUGUCGGCCGAACGCAGGCGCUGUGGGCGCUGUCAUCGUUCCUGCGCCACGUGUACGGGCUAUGCCCUUCAGUCUACGCGCCGACGGAGUUCAUGCGGCGAAAAGUCCAGGCGGAAGGGUGGGACACAGAGCUGGGCGUGUGGGGGCGGGGCGUCGACCCCGAGCUCUUCUCCCCCGCCAGGCGCUGCCAAGACCUCCGGCGGCAGCUAGGGCUAGACCCCGAUGACGUCGCCGCCCUGUGGCUCGGGAGGGUGGUUCAAGAAAAGAAGCCGGGAGUGUGGCUCCGGGCCGUGCAACAAGUCCAACGCGAGGCGAGGGAGAGGUACGACGCCGCCGUCGCAGCCGCUGAACAACCCGACAGCGAUAGCAAGGUGGCGUUGCCGCCGCGAGUUGUCGGGAUCUGCGUGGGCGAGGGCGAAGCGAUGCGAACCCUCCGAGGGGCGGACGGGGUCGUGUGCGUCGGGUGGAAGGCUGGGGAGGAUCUGGCGCGCGUGAUCGCGUCGUGCGACAUCAUGGUGGCCCCGAGCGAGAUCGAGACGUUCGGGCGGGUGACCCUCGAGGCCAUGUCCUGCGGCCUGCCGUGCGUCGUCAACCGGGAGUGCGGAGAUCACCUCGUUCAGGAUGGGUCGAACGGUUUUUGCGUUCCUUCCGGGGAUGAAAACGGCUACGUGGAGGGCUUGAGGAAGCUCGUCCAGGACAAGAACCUGAGGAACAAGAUGAGCGCGACCGGCAGGCAGAUAGCGCUUGGCUACGGGACGACCCAGCUGUACGACGGGAUGCUGGACAUUUACAGGUCGUGCCGCGAGACACAGAACAAGACGUUCAGGGCCCGCGUGGCGAAGAAGAGGGGUUUGCCCUUCUGGGAGGCGUUCGGGCUGCUGAUCUACUACGUGUUCGAGGCGGCCAAGAUGAUGACCGCCGCGGUGGCCUUCUUCACGCAGGGCAGGGACUCGGAGGUUUCGGUGGUGGUGCUAGAGCCAUGA
Molecule: messenger RNA, 1440 nt
Organism: Ectocarpus siliculosus
Lineage: Eukaryota; Phaeophyceae; Ectocarpales; Ectocarpaceae
Source: the annotation of a GenBank genome assembly